UCGGUACUUUGCAGGGGACUUCUCUCCAUCUCCGUCCACCGCCUGUCUCUGUCCGUCCUUCCCCUGCACUCUCUCCAGUUUACACACCGACCAUGGGCUCUGUGGGUCUCGGCUCAACGGUUCUCUUUCUCGCCUCCUUGGUGGCUCUGGUCGGCGUCUCUUCCGCGGGCUCCGACGCACCCCGGGGAGUCGCGGUCGGGUUCGUCUUCGACCCCAAAGCGAAGUGCGAGCCGCCGUGCGCACACGCAGGAAUCUGCAUCCGCAACAAUACAUGCUUCUGCUCCAGGGGCUAUGAAGGAGAGACCUGCCAGUAUGCCAACUGUUAUCCCAAAUGUAAGAAUGGAGGGGAGUGUCUUCGCCCUGGAAAAUGCAGAUGUCUUCCUGGAUUUGGAGGAAGAUACUGUCACAAAGUGACGUGUGAUGCAGGAUGUUGGAACGGAGGGGAAUGCACCGCCGUCAACGGAGUGGCCAAGUGCAUCUGCCCCUCGAGCUGGACCGGCUCAAGAUGCCAAGAGGCAAUUUGUCCUCAAGGCUGUAGGAACGGGGGAAUCUGUGUGGCUCCAGGAAUCUGCAGCUGUCCGGAGGGAUGGCUGGGUGGUGCCUGCCACACUGCUGUGUGCACACAGCCCUGCCUGAACGGAGGGAAGUGUAUUUCUCCUGACAAAUGCCGCUGUCGUCUCCCUUAUUCUGGCCCACGCUGUGAGGAGAGGAAGAAGUCUCACUAGUGUGACCCAGCCGGGGUCACAGGUCAGUGAGGCCCAAUCAGGGACCGAGGACAGUUAUAUUUUGAACAUUGGUAGUUUUUACAUUUUUUUUUACCACAUGAUUUGUCUUUUUUAAGAAACAUUGAACCUGUGUAAUGUUCUCAUUUGACUGUACAAACAUGCUAUGUACUAUACUGUAAUUUGUGUGAUUAAAUGAAUAAA
Molecule: messenger RNA, 926 nt
Organism: Seriola dumerili (greater amberjack)
Lineage: Eukaryota; Metazoa; Chordata; Actinopteri; Carangiformes; Carangidae
Gene: seraf
Product: von Willebrand factor D and EGF domain-containing protein-like
Exons: 5
Coding region: 93-725 (210 amino acids)
Biological process (GO): anatomical structure development
Cellular component (GO): extracellular region; cell surface
Molecular function (GO): signaling receptor binding
Source: RefSeq, a predicted model, not a curated record